AUGCGUUUUUGCCCCGUCUGCCUUGUCGUCCGGCUCUCCUUGCUCCCCUUCUCCCGCGCCAGCAUGGCCUUCCGCAAUGAGCGAGCUGGUGAGCCGCUUUCGAGCUGCUGGCGCCGCCGUGCGAUGAUAGCUGCAUACGAGCACUCGGUCCAGGCGCCCAGCCGGGAGGUCUGGACCGACUUAUCUCGCUUUGACAGAGUACUCGUACUGCAGACAGACGUGUACUUGAAAGUUGUUCCAGGGCUGCGUGGACGGAGAGAAGAGAAGACGGAGCACAUCCACACUCUCAAGACUGGGGUAUCUUGUUUCAACGUCACCUCGACUGCGUGCGUACCCCAGUCGCGCGAUGCCACCCAAGACCCCGACUCUGUGCAGUGCCGUCACUACCGCAGUGCCUGGACGCAACCGACGAUCCUCUGGAAGACCCUGACGGGCUGGCGAACAGGACAGGUACCUACUGCUACUACCAGUACUGGAAGCCACCAACAACAGUGGAAGUGA
Trichoderma citrinoviride is the source of this 501-nucleotide messenger RNA. RefSeq lists its product as hypothetical. The record is from RefSeq and is a predicted model, not a curated record. The transcript has 6 exons. Bases 1 to 501 code for a protein of 166 amino acids. Lineage: Eukaryota; Fungi; Ascomycota; Sordariomycetes; Hypocreales; Hypocreaceae.